UCUGUAAUAUAAGUAUCCCGUAUUAAAAAAUAGAGUUAUAAACGAUUAGAGUGGAUCACUGGCAUUACGUAUAGCUUGCGUGCUUAUAACGCGUAUUAACGUGUAAAAUAAAAAAGUUAUUUAAAAGUUGCAAUUUAUAUCUGCAUUUAAUUUCUCAGUAAACGUUAUAACGAAUCAGCAAUUUUGAUCGUAGCAGAAUCUUUUAUCUAAUCUGUUGCCAGAAAAUAGGGGCAACUUGGCACUUGAUAUAAUCGAAGGCAUUCCUCAGGAAUAAACAAUCUAAUGCAAUUUCGUAAUUUUGAACUAAAACGAUAGUUAAUUGAUAUAAAUCACCUUACAUAACCAAAGUAACAACAAGGAAACGGCAAAUAGAAUUGAAAAUAAACAGUAACUCGAAUCAUUUGUUUAUCUUAUAACAAUUUAUCAUGUUUAUGAUCAUGUUUAUCAUGUUACUGACAACGAAGAUACUACGACGUAAAAUGCUUGUUAACUGCAAGAUUGGAGAGCACGUGAUGACGAAUUGGAUCUUAUAUCACAAAGAUAACAUCAGUACAGCGACAGUCGAGCGUCAGCUUCCGAUGCGUACGGUUGUCUUGGGAGCAUUUUCGUCCUUAACAGUGUGAUAAAUAAAAUAUUUCAAGAGACAAACUGACUACGAAAAAGACAACACUCGAUUUGAGUUUCCACAAAACUAAUAUAUGGUGUAUACUGAUUUAAUGGAACAGUGGUGAUAUAUCACUAUGGUAUAUGUAAUUGCUUUGUCAGUGAUAGCAGGUGUAUUAGGCCUGUAUUAUUAUUUUUUUAAGGAUUUAAAUUACUUUAAAAAACAUGGCAUACCGCAUAAACCACCUCUUCCUCUAUUGGGAAAUAUGGGACCAACAUUUUUGCGUCUUCAGUCGAUAGGCGAACUUGUGAACGAACUUUACAACAUAAAUCCUGAGGCAAAAUAUGUUGGCAUGUUUGAUAUGAACAUCCCAGUUGUAAUGGUCCGCGAUCCCGAGCUUAUUAAAUCUAUCACGUUAAAAAACUUCGAAAUGUUCCGGGAUCAUCGCACAUUCAUCAAUGAAGAGCAAGAUCCACUAUUUGGCAAAAAUCUUUUCUCUCUUCCCGGUGACAAAUGGCGGCAAGUACGAUCUUUACUGACCCCAGCUUUCACAUCCAGCAAAAUGAGAAGCAUGUUUAAGCUUAUGACGGAUUGCGGUAUCAAUUUCGCUAAUCACUUGGCGCAAUUGCCACCAGAGCAGAGGACAAAGGAAAUGAGAGAUGCCUUUACGAAGUAUGCUAGCGACGUGAUUGCUACGUGCGCUUUUGGUAUUAACGUUGAUACUAUGAAAAACCCAAAGAAUGACUUCUAUGUACACGGCAAAGAAGCAGCCACUAUUAACAUAAUUUCAUUCAUAAAGUUAUACAUAUUUAGGACCUUUCCUUGGUUAGCAGAACUUCUCAACUUGAAGUUAUUUCGUCAGAAGGUAGCAGAUUUUUUCCGAAACCUCGUAACGAACACCAUAAAAACCAGAGACGAGAAUGGUAUCAUCCGUCCUGAUAUGCUGCAAUUGAUGAUGGAAAAUAGGGGUAAAGAAGGCAAGGCAGAGUUGUCUAUCGAUGAUAUGGUAGCACAGGCAUUCGUCUUUUUUUUGGCUGGAUUCGACGGUACUUCAAAAUUAAUGGCUUUCGCCGCUCAUGAAAUUGCAGUAAACCGAGAUAUACAAGAGAAACUUCAAAAGGAGAUUGACCAGGUCUUGGAAGAUGCGAAUGGACAGGUCCCUUACGAAGCGAUUAAUGGCAUGGAAUAUUUAGAUGCAGUGAUCAACGAAGCUCUCAGAAAGUAUCCGAUUGCUGUAGCAAUGGACAGAUUAUGCUUAGAAGAUUUUGAGUUGCCGCCGACGUUACCAGGAAUGAAACCAUUUACAAUAAAGAAAGGACAAGGCGUAUGGGUACCGGUUUAUGGACUUCAUCAUGAUCCGAAUUACUUUGAGGAGCCAGAGAAGUUUGAUCCCGACCGGUUUCGUGGUGAACGGAAGAAGGACAGCCUCAACUGUGGAGCCUACCUUCCUUUUGGUCUUGGUCCCAGAAUGUGCAUAGGUAAUAGAUUCGCAUUGCUGGAGACGAAGGUUCUACUUUUUUAUCUAUUGGCCCGUUGCGAUUUGAGAACUUGCGAGAAGACGUCAAUACCACUCACGCUCGCCAAGGACGGCUUUAAUAUGAAUGCUAAAGAUGGAUUCUGGAUGAAGGUGUUGCCACGUAAAAAUAUACAUCACGCUUUUGAAGCUAAUUUUGUUAAUGGAACGCACUAAAUAUAAAAAGAUACAAAGAAACCUCAAGAACCGUGAAAAAGGAUAUUUCUUUCUUAGUGAUCCAGCAAGAAGAUACUUACGUUGCUGCAGGUUCCAAUAGGGAUAUUCUUAGAUUAGAAGUAUUUGCUACAUAUAUACAUAUAAUGGUCAUAAAAUAUUUUCUAAGUUUCUCAUAAAAUGGCGAAAGAAGAGAACAUGGAAAAAAUUAAUAGAUUAAAUACUUCUUCUUAUCUCACAUUGUUAUUAAUGAAAGGUGAGUUUGCUUAUUGUCACCAGUAAUGAUUAAAGAUUAUUCAGACGGCAAACUUAUAGUCAACCCAACUGGCUACUUAUUUAAUUAGUUUAUGUAAAAACUAAACGAGAGAGACACCUUCUGACUAGAAACAAAGAACACAAAAAUGACAAAAAAAGACGAAAGCUGCCACUCCGUGGUCAGCAAACACCGUGAAUCACAUGAUCACGAGUUCAAUUGGUCGGAACCAAAAAUUUUACAUUGCGAGCGCCUUAGAAGGAAAAGAGACAUCGCCGAAAUGUUCUUUAUCAAGAAGACAGAUAACACUCUUAAUUUACAGACACCGAAAACUUAAAUGUAAUAUACGACGGUGUAAUCAAAACUGUUUGGUUCGCAUCACCUUGUAUUGUUCUUAAGACAUGACAAACAAAUUAGUUCGAGCCUAGCUACCACAGUGCUCACACGUAUACAUAUAUUUUAUAACUGGACUCUGUCUUAUUCGACGACGAUAACUGACUUAGGUGCGUUACUGAACUUUUAACUAUUUAACUAAAUCCUACUUAUUUAUUUACUAACCUACAUUGUUCAUAACUGCGUUGAUGUUGUUGAUUUGCGGUAUCACUCGAAAAGGACCCAAAAGAAUAGGGUCGAAACGUUGUGUAAUAAACUAAUUAAAUAACUAGCCAGUUGGGUUGACUAUAAGUGUCUCAAUUGUUAUUAAUGAUCAAUUUGUAACGCUUAACUUCAUUAUUAAAAAUUAUUAAGAUUGUAAAGUGAUAUCCACUUUUAAUGUCUAUUACAUUUCUUUGACUUUUUUUUGUAGAACAAAUUUUUUCAUUUUUUAUAUUAAUAUAAAGAUGUGUCGUAGGCAAACAAAAGGUUACAAAUAGCUUCAGCAAGCGAUUAAAAAUAAAGGUAGGUAGGGAGAAAUGGCCAAUGCGAGCCUCCAGCAGAUGUCCGUGCGAAAUUAUCGAUGUUUUUUGAAAAAACACACUUUAUUAAAAGAUCCAAACGUUUCGACCCGUUUUUGGGUCAUCCUCAGUGAAGCUGAUUAUAAAUAAUUAGACUUAAUCUGAUCCACUGUUCACACGACUGUCAUCUAUUAUCAACGCAAUUUUGUCUUUGAACUGGUGUUUGCCAAGUAAAGAGUGCGAUUUGUAUAAUUGAUAAUUCCAAGUUAAGAGAGGACAGUCACGACGAGUGGUAAAUAACAAUUCGAUUAAAAAUAAUUCGAGCGACCUUUGAAAAAAAUCAAAAUUUAAUUAUACAUAAAAAAUUAUAUCGAAAAAUAAUUAAUUCAUUAAUAUAAAAAUGGUUAUAAAGGUUAGUUAUAAGGUAAUGGUUUACUACAUAAAAAUUCUGACUUAUUUUUACCCUAUGUACCUGUAUACAAAAUAGUGUGUAUAAAUAGAUAUGUAACAUUAAAAAAUGUACAUAAAAUACACAUUUAUGAAAAGUA
Messenger RNA from Vollenhovia emeryi, 3985 nucleotides. RefSeq names its product cytochrome P450 9e2-like. The record is from RefSeq and is a predicted model, not a curated record. The transcript has 2 exons. Lineage: Eukaryota; Metazoa; Arthropoda; Insecta; Hymenoptera; Formicidae. Gene Ontology annotation, molecular function: monooxygenase activity; heme binding; oxidoreductase activity, acting on paired donors, with incorporation or reduction of molecular oxygen. The coding region runs from base 741 to 2294 and encodes 517 amino acids.